AUGGCCGCCAUUACAGACAUUAUUACGGCCCUUGGCAGCCCCGAUCCCAGCGUCCGCAUCCCCGCCGAGCAGGCGGUGAACCAUGCCAAAGAAACCGAUCUAUCCGGCUUUAUUCUUGCCGUCCUGCAAGAAUUCCGAGAUGAGUCCAAGCCGCCUUUUGUGCGGAACAUGGCAGGUACACUACUUAAGAACGCUGUCGCGCCGUCUUUGCGCGAGGUCGCCUCUAGGAAGCUUUUGGAGCAGAAAUGGGCCUCCCUACGCGCGGAUGUCCGGCAGCGGGUUAAGGAGCAGGUGUUAAUCACCCUCGGCUGCCCGAGCCGUGAGGUCCGAAACGUCGCCGCGAACAUAGUCGGGAGCCUUUCCCGGAUUGAGCUGCCCUCUGGGGAGUGGAAGGAGCUGAUUGGGAUCCUCGUCUCCGCGGCGGAGUCGAACUCCAUCCAACACCAAGAGGCCGCGUUAACCGCCAUCGGCUACGUCUGCGAGGAAGGGAACGACCACGAGGACGUCGAGGAGGCCUUGAAGCCGCACACGAACUGCAUUCUUUCCGCUGUCGUUCGUGGGAUGGAGAGCAGUGAUGACUCUGUGAGGCUGAGCGCGACGCGGGCGCUCCGCAAUGCAAUGGAGUACAUCAACGACAACAUGGAAAAGCAAGAUCAGCGCGAUUACCUCGUCAAUGCGGUGUGCUCGACCGCGAAGGGCAGCUCCGACGUCCGCACGCGGGAACUUGCGAUGGAGUGCUUAGUGAAGAUAGCCGCGUUGUACUACAGUACGUUGCCGAACUACAUCAACCAUCUGCAUACAAUCACCACGGAAGCCAUCGAAGGUGAUGAGGAGGCAGUUGCCCUGCAGGCGAUGCUGUUUUGGAUUACAAUUUGCGAGACCGAAAGGGACAUGAAGGAGUCCGACGAUCUUGAAAGUUGUCUGAAGUACUCCACGACGGGCAUGGGGUUCUUGAUCAAUCUCUGCCUGGCGCAGCUGGUGAAGCAGGAUGAGAACGGGGAUGGCGAGGAUGAGUGGAAUUUCGCGGUGGCGGCGGGUAAGCUUUUGCAGUGUUUAGCCGAAGCAGUGGGAAGUCCGAUUCACGAGCCCGUGAUGCAAUUUGUGUACGCCAACAUCAAUAGCCCGGAAUGGCGACAACGCGAGGCCGCCUUGAUGGCCUUUGGUUGUAUUCUGGGCAUUGAUGAGAGCGAUGCGCAGGAGGCGAUGCAGGAUACGGUGGCCCAGUCGAUCCCUGGACUUCUAGAAUACCUUCGCGACUCAAACCCAAUGGUGGCGGAUACGAGUGCGUGGGUGGUGGCGACCGUGUGUGAGUUCUUCGUGGACGUCUUCCUUCAUCAGAUCCAGCUCCUGCAUAAACUGAUGAAUUUAAUAGGGCCGAUGAUUACUGCCGAUAAUCCACAGAUGGGCAAGCGGGCAUGCCACAUUAUCCAUAACCUUGCGCUGGCCUACGAGAACGAAGAGAAUCAAAUAACGAAUGAGCUGACGCCUUUUUAUGCCGAUCUGAUUUCUGUGCUGCUGCGCGCGAUUGACGGCGGGUUUACGGUUAACUUCCGCAGCAACGCUCAGGAGACCCUCAACGCGCUGGUGGAUGCAGCGGCAAUGGACUGCAUGCCCUACCUUACCCAGUUGGUACCCGAGCUGCACAACCGUAUAGAAACCCAAUCCAACCUCAUGCGAGCGCAAAUCGCCUCCAAUGGGGAUCUACAAGAUAUGGAAACGGCGCUGGGGUUGCUUUGCGGGGCCCUUGGCGCGGUGGCGCGAAAAUUGGGCCCCGACUUCGUCAGCCUCGUCGACACUUCCAUGCGGUUGCUGCUGGAUUUGAUCGAGCUUCAGAUGGACUACGUCCAGGACGAGGCGCUGGUGGCGAUUGGUAGCAUCGCCUAUAGUGGGAAGGCCGCGAUGACGCCGUACUUCGCUCGCAUCGUGCCGUAUAUCAUUCGCUGUCUGCAGGCAUUUGACGAACCCGACAGCGUCUACACGGUGGUGGCGGCAGUUGGGGAUCUUUGUUUGGCCUGCGGGGCCGCAUUCGCGCCCUACGCCGGGCAUAUUAUGGACACGCUUUACCAAAACGUCCGCAACCCACAGGUCGAUCGCGACCUCAAAUGCUCCUUCGUUCAUUGCUUUGGCGACCUGGUGCUGAACGUGCUUGGGGGUUCGGGAUUUUUACCCUACAUGAAUGAUCUGAUGCCGGUUUUUGACGAAAUGUUCCGCGCCAGUACCUCAAUCGACAUCCGAGGGGACCCUGACAGCGAGGAGUACGUCAUGACGCUCUGGGAGGCCACUGCCUCGGUUUACUCCGCCAUUAUCCAAAGUUUUCAGAAGAACGAGGUGAAGAACCUCGUGCCGUACCUGUCUGGAAUUCUAAGCUUCGCCCUGCACGCCGCAGCGAAAUCGGCCUCGUACUCGGAGACUCUGAUGGCGGUGGUGAUGGUGGUGGGGGAUAUGGCGUCGGUGCUACGCCAGGCGCCGGAUCCACAGCUCCGCCAACAGGCCAAGCAGGCUCUUCUUACCCCUCAAAUGGAGGAGGUUAUCACCAACGCGAGUCGGAAUGUGAACCUUUCCAGCGAAGAUGCCAAACAACUGAAGUGGAUUCAAACCCAGCUGAAGUCUUUGCAGUCGAUCUGA
Phytomonas sp. Hart1 is the source of this 2625-nucleotide messenger RNA. The record is from the annotation of a GenBank genome assembly. NCBI's taxonomy places the organism in Eukaryota, Euglenozoa, Kinetoplastea, Trypanosomatida, Trypanosomatidae.